AUGCACAUCUUCAAGAAACCAUUCGGCACCGGUCCCCCACCCACCACCACCUCCAAUAAGCUUGAUCCCAGAGCCAUCAAUCACAUCUUCUGUAUACUAGAUGCCCAUCGCAUAAAAGAAAGUCUUACAGCGGGCCUCGAUGAAAGGCUGGAUGAAGGCGAUAGAUUACAGGCACUUGAUGAUCUCGAAAUAAAUAUCGAUAAUGCGAACGGUGAUUAUAUGAUUGAUGUGCGAUCUAAUAAAUGGGAUGAAACAGACCUGGAGAAACCAGGGCUAUGGCAGCCCCUACACAACCUCCUCCUAGCAUCCAAUCCGAGCGGCACCCUCAAAAUGCAAAUGCUUUGGAUCAUCGGACCCGCGCUACAAAACAAACCAGUCACUCAAGUCGCCGCAAGUCCUCCUUUGAAUUUGCAUUAUCUCGACCUCGACCCUCUCCCUACACUCCUCAAAUCCCUCUCCCCUACAUCCGACUCCACCGAGACUCGCUCACGAGCCCUAUACGCGUUUUCUGGGCUCUUGAAACUGAACGCUGCCGCCGUGCAACAGAUGGGUGUGACUCAGAAAAUCCGCGUCCGCAGAAAAACAACAUUCCUGCUCAACACUCUCCUCCUCCCAACCUCCCCCUCACAGGUCAACCUCCAACCAAAUAUAAGUCUCCCCACCUCAGAAACCGCACCACCCCCAAUCCACGCGAAUUCCCAUGCUUCGAUGCUCUCUGAUCCGUCGUCCGUCUCAACGUCUGCUCUCACGCUCGCUGCAAUCCAGAAGGAGGGAGAGGAGGGGUCCUUGUCAUUGCUCGAUGCGUUGAUAUCGGCCUUGAUCGAACCUGUCCCGUUCGGUGUUGACGGGGAGGUGGAAAAGGAUGAGGAAUUUCAGGAGAAUGUUGUUAGAAUAUUAUACACGUUCGCGACAAGCUGCAACGGCGCUUUCUCAGACGUGCAGAAACGCAGUCUUUCGGGGUUCUUAGGAGGGAUUACUGCGACACAUGGAGAGGAGUCGAAUUUUGGAUUGGCGAGUGGGGAGUGGGAGGAGUUGAGUGGGGGCUGUGAGGUUGUAGUGCGAUUCGGUAGGGGAUGAGACGAAAUAACAUUUGAUUUUUGUUUUGUUUUACUGCCACACCACACUAAUAUUAAUGAAUUCUGAUAUGAGAUGAUCGUUCGUUUAUGACAACACCAUUUUCGUUUUU
Molecule: messenger RNA, 1186 nt
Organism: Suillus subalutaceus
Lineage: Eukaryota; Fungi; Basidiomycota; Agaricomycetes; Boletales; Suillaceae
Exons: 6
Coding region: 1-1077 (358 amino acids)
Source: RefSeq, a predicted model, not a curated record